GGGGAAGAGAGCCAUAAAUAACCCCCGACCCCUCAUUCUUCAUACCACCAUGCCCUGAAUCCUCUACUCUAUUGAGCAUAUUCAUCUGCUUCUUUUCAACCAAUCAAUCAAAGGAUAUAGAACGUCUCGCCAUGGAAACCCUCCGAGAUCCGUAUCGCAAGGCCCUCGCCUACCGCGGGCAUGUCGAGGGUGUGACCAUCUCUGCCAAAGACUCCUGCCAACCCCUGUGCCACUACUUCGGAGGUCUCCGUUACGCCCUGCCUCCAGUCAAGCGCUUUUGCCAGGCACGCAAGCUGCCGCCAACCUACUCGUACGGCACCAAGGACCAGCCCGGCUUGUGUGGUGGUUUGGCUGGCGUGUGCCCCCAACCCGAUUUCCUGACCCUCUCGUCCGGCAACGACUGGACGGAGGACUGCUUCCAGUGUAACAUCUGGGUCCCACUGGGCGAGCCCCCGCAGGACGGGUGGCCGGUGCUCUUCUUCAUCCAUGGGGGCUUCCUCCAAUUCGGCACGCCGAACACCUUCUCCGCGGCCGCCUUGCUAGGCGAGACCGACUUCCAGGCCAUCAUCGUCAUGCCCGCCUACCGGCUCGGAGUCUUCGGCUUCCUGUCCUCCUCCGAGAUCCAACAGGACAUCGCCGACUCCGACCAACCCCUGGGUAACCAGGGCUUUUGGGACCAGCGUCUAGCUCUGGAAUGGACCCGUGACAACAUCGCCCUCUUCGGAGGCAAUCCCGCUCAGAUCACUCUCUCCGGGUACUCCGCCGGCGCAUACUCCGCUUUCUACCAGCUCGCCUACGACAUCCACCUACCCCCCGAAAACUCCAUCAUAAAGCGAGCCUGCAUCUGGUCCAACAGCCCAGCAGUGCAACCCAAAAGCCCCGCGACAGCCCAAACGCAAUUCAACCAGCUCCUCUCAGCCCUUCGCAUCCCUACCUCCCUCCCCGCAUCCGAAAAGCUCACCCAACUCCGCGCCCUACCCCCAGCAACCGUCCUCUCCGCAGCGACCAGCAUCUCGCUCCACCAGUUCCGCCCCACCACAGACAGCACCUUCAUCCAGCCCACGCUCUUCCAGUCCUUCGACACAGGCGCCUUCGCGCGCCGCCUCGCCGCGCGCAACAUCCACAUCAUGCUCGGCGAAUGCCGCGACGAACACAACCUCUACGCCACCUGGCUGCCCCCACCGGACAACAGCCGUUCCUCGCUCCGCAGCCGCCUCCUAGCCGACUACCCCCAACCCAUCGUCGACACCCUCCUACACCUCUACGCCCCCUCAGACACCACAAACACCAAGACAUACCCCCCCUCCACCUUCGGCCACAUCUACGCCGACAUCCAAGUCCACACGACCCAGCGCGGCCUCAUCCAGUCCCUCGCCGCGAACGGCGCAACCCACCUCCUCCACCGCUACCGCAUCGAGUACCGCCUCAACUGCGCUGCCAAGACCAUCCCGCGCGAGUGGGGCGUCACCCACGCCACGGACAUGUAUCUCUGGUUCUGGGGGAACGGGGAAGUGCUCGAGCCGGCUGAGAAGCGCGAUAUCCGGGCUGCCUUGAUCGAUCCCUGGGCGAGGUUUGUUCGUGGUGACACUGACGAUGUUUUGGGCUGGGGCACGAAUGGCCCGCGCGAGAUGCGCACGCUGAUGCCGGAUGGGUCGGUGAGGAUCUGUCGGGAUGAGUUGUGGGACGAGGCUAUGCGCGUGUGGAUGGCUUUGCGUGGGGUGGGUGAGUCGGGGGUGUAUUCGCCGAGGCUGUAGAUUACUUUCGUCAUCCCUUUGGGUACUAUCUAGUAGUAGUGUAGUAGUCUACGUCGUACGGAGAUCCACUGUUGUCAGAACAAGCAAGAAGAGAAUCAG
Aspergillus campestris IBT 28561 is the source of this 1853-nucleotide messenger RNA. Its product is annotated as putative carboxylesterase. The transcript is spliced from 4 exons. Bases 132 to 1754 code for a protein of 540 amino acids. The record is from RefSeq and is a predicted model, not a curated record. Lineage: Eukaryota; Fungi; Ascomycota; Eurotiomycetes; Eurotiales; Aspergillaceae.